Molecule: messenger RNA, 360 nt
Organism: Aspergillus calidoustus
Lineage: Eukaryota; Fungi; Ascomycota; Eurotiomycetes; Eurotiales; Aspergillaceae
Source: the annotation of a GenBank genome assembly
AUGUUGCCCCGGAUUUCUUGCGUUGAAGAGCUCACAUACGACGAGUAUCUCAACUUCUGGCCUGGUGCUGCAUUGCAAGUUGCGGCGCACUGCGACUCUCUGAAUCACCUGCGCUUGUUCGUCGAAGAACCGGUGAGACCGGAUCACCUCACGUACUUACAAAGUCGCCAUCAAGCCAUAGCAUCGGCGCUCGCAACCCUGCCUCUAUCCAUCAAGGAGUUCGACCUUUGGGGCUAUCGGGAUAUCCCAUGCGCAAACUUCCUUCCCUCUGGCAGUACUGGCGACGAACUCUCACUAAACCUACGGGGCCUCUCAUUAAACCUACGAGAGUUGAAGCUCAGCUAUACUCCGUGGCAUUAG